Wyeomyia smithii (pitcher-plant mosquito) is the source of this 3635-nucleotide messenger RNA. RefSeq names its product calbindin-32 (gene Cbp53E). Gene Ontology annotation, biological process: regulation of presynaptic cytosolic calcium ion concentration; regulation of long-term synaptic potentiation. The coding region runs from base 410 to 1342 and encodes 310 amino acids. The transcript is spliced from 14 exons. The record is from RefSeq and is a predicted model, not a curated record. NCBI's taxonomy places the organism in Eukaryota, Metazoa, Arthropoda, Insecta, Diptera, Culicidae. Gene Ontology annotation, cellular component: dendrite; terminal bouton; cytosol. Gene Ontology annotation, molecular function: calcium ion binding.
GCGAACCGAAGCCGAACUCGAAGUCGCAAGCAUAUGUACGCAAUGGCAAACGGCAAUGGCCAAGUAUUUGAGCAAACGACAGUGACCGAAUCGUGCCAUAACGAGCUCUGACAGUGAGCAGUGAACAAGCAGAAGAUUGCUACCAUCGGUGGAAAGUUUUCUGAACUGUUUUCAGUGCUGUGAAAGUGCUAAACUGUGAGAAGUGGUUUAAACUGUUACUUGUUUUCUAGUGCCUGCAGGUGCAGUGUUUUUAGUGAGUUCCUUCCAAUUGGCCUGCUUUGUCCAGUGGCAACGGCAGUAGAUUGAAGCUUCUAUUCCGGAGCAGAGAACUGUUACUGGUCUAUCCUCGUGAAGAAAGGUUUCCUAGCAGUUACCAGUCGGCCAGUGCAAAACUACGUACGAAGCAAAAAUGUCGCAGCAGAAAGUGCACAUCGAAAAGGCACAGAACUUCAUGCGCCAGUACCGGGAUCCGGAAUCGAGAGAGCUGAAGAAGCUGUCCGCUAAUCAGUUUAUGGACGUCUGGAGUCACUACGACCGGGACGGAAAUGGAUACAUCGAAGGCACAGAGCUGGAUGGCUUCCUCAAAGAAUUCGUCUCCAGUGCGAAUGCAACCGAUCUUGGACCAGAGUCACUGACAGACGAGAUGCUGGUGGAGCUAAAGGCAUGCUUCAUGGAGGCUUACGACGAUAACCAGGAUGGAAAAAUCGACAUCCGAGAGCUCGCCCAGCUUUUGCCGAUGGAGGAAAACUUUUUGCUACUAUUUCGAUUCGAUAACCCACUGGAGUCGAGCGUCGAGUUUAUGAAGAUCUGGCGGGAGUACGAUUCGGAUAACAGUGGCUACAUCGAAGCGGAUGAGUUGAAGAAUUUCCUCCGUGACCUGCUGAAGGAAGCCAAGAAAAUUAACGACGUGUCGGAAGAUAAAUUAAUCGAAUACACGGACACAAUGCUGCGGGUUUUUGACGCCAACAAAGACGGUCGGUUGCAGUUGUCGGAAAUGGCCAAGUUACUACCCGUGAAGGAAAAUUUCCUCUGCCGGCAAGUGUUCAAGGAAGGCAGAAUAGAAGAAGAUGGUGCUGCCAAGCUGACAAAAGAGGAUAUCGAAAAGGUGUUCUCCCUCUACGAUAGGGAUAAUAACGGCGCGAUUGAGAAUGAGGAGCUGAGAGGAUUCCUUAAAGAUUUACUAGAGUUAGUGAAGAAGGAUUAUGACGCCCAGGACCUAAACGAAUUUGAGGAAACAAUUCUGCGGGGUGUUGGCUACGACAAGGAUGGCAAAAUUUCGCGCAAAGAACUGACGAUGAUCCUGCUGGCGCUGGCCAAACAGCCCCCAGAGGACGAGCAGUAAUAUGGUGACUAUACUUCUCUCGAUUCGCACCCGCCGCUGCCAACGCCAUCGUCCUCUUCGUCGCACCGUCGCACCUCCCGGUCCGGUUCGUUGUCAUUCGCAUCGGCCAUGCAGCCGAUCGCGAAGCUCAGGAUGUUGAUGGGUCUGGGCGGAGGCACUGGUGGCGGGGAUCAUUCACAGCAACAUCAGCAUAAUCCACCAGUAGAAGAACGCGUGAGAGACUUCUAUCGGCGACUCACACGAAAAGAUAGAAAAGCCUAGGAAACAAAUACAAAACUUUAGCCGGUGCCGCUGGCCUUUAAACACCAAUUCCGUAGCGAAAACGAAAAAAUAAACAACUUAAUAGUAGUGAUUCAAAGGUCACCAAAUGCAAAAACUAAUUGGAGGAUAAUUGGCGAGCCGAUCGAGAAGUUGUUCAAAUAAGUAGUUAAACGAUCAACUAAGCAAAAUUUUUAGCAGAACACUUGCACACACACAUUAAUAAUUGGCGAAAUUUCGGAUAUCGGCAAAUCCGAAAACGUUUACGCAGAGCAGAGAGUGGAAGCAGCAGAGCACAAGUUAAUCCGUCUAAUAAACAUAAUUUCUUACUUUUUGAAAGCAGAAUGGAACGUUAGGUGAAAAAAAAACGGGACAAAAUAGUUGAAGGCAACCGAAAUCACGGUUUCAGAAUUUUUUUCACACAAUAUGGUGGAUAACCACGCGCCUCCACCAAAGUAAUCAUCACUGAGAGCGCAUGGCUAGUUACAGCUUUAACUGAUGCAAGAUUGCCAUGAUUUCCAACCAAACUUUGUUCCCAUGCCAACACUUCCUUUAAAAUAACACCUUGAAGCUUCAUCACUUUCAAAUAUCAGAAAAAUACUGAAAAAAGUGCUUUGCCACUAGUGUAGGUUAGUCAUUUAGAUCGAGUUCCUGACAAAGGUACGCAACUUUUCCUCCUUUUUCUGUACCCUAAAUAAUGUUUAAUGCUCUAAACACACGAGUGGCGAUGAUUCUGCUACAAUUAGAAACCAAAAUCACAAUUGUAAACUCUCUACCUGAUAUAAACAGUAAAAUGGUCGUACAACCGUGUGAUGAAGUUAGUUCAUUCAUAACCGGAAGAAAAAGAUGUGCAUUAACGUAUGAAAAACAAAACUAUAAAACAAAGAAUACUUAUACGCAAAUUAAUUAACAAACCCAACGCACGCUGAUUGCUAGAAAUAUAACUAGUUAUGGCCUAACUGAUUGGAAGCAAGAAGAUGGUGGAUAAAAACGGUUCCACGUUUCACAAGCUUUUUCGGCAGACCGAAAAGAACAAGCAGAAAUACGGUGUGCCAAACGUACGACAAAGAAAAAUUAAAAAAAAAAAACAGAACAUAUUCAAACAAACUCAGAAAAAUCACAAAGCUUAAUGUUUAUAUCCAAUACACAGCCUCGAACAAGUUGAUGUUAACUCGUGUUUAAGCUACUAGUCACCCCCUCCUCCCUCUCUACCUAAAAAUAAGAGAAAAAAAUCCGUCACCAUUUUUUCCAACCCUUUCUCUAAAUUCUCAGAUUUCUCUAUAUAUCACUACCUGAUAGCUGUUACUCGUUCCAAACCUAUUCCGUACCCUUAAAUAUUAACCUGACCCAGUAUGAGUGGACAAGAAGAGCACGAGAAACCGUAAAUGAAGUUCUAGGAAAAAAAGUUGAGUUCGAAUGAUUGCAAAGCAAUCCAAAAUUCCGGCCAUUUAAAAACGUUGAUCGCAGAAAGCGCAGCAGUGUGAGCGAGAACAAAGAGAUAAUUUCCACACGUUCUAAUCAAAACAAGCCUAAUUAUGCCCGCCACUGUAUAAAUGUUAUAAAAGAAACAGAAACCUAUUCUAAUUCACUUCUAACUGUUAUUGUUGUUAUAUGGAGAAUUGCUGACCCGAGAAAAUAUAUUUAAAAUGAAAAGAUAUUUUCCCUUCCUUCGCUGUUGUAGAGUGGUUGUUAUUUUCCUAAACUUAUUUACGGCACAACCUAGAGAAAGAUGUUUAUAAGCAGUUAAGUUGAAUCGCAGAAACAAUGUUCUGUUGGCUACGGUUUCAGAAAUUCUAUGUCCCCCCUUGUUUUGUGUUCCCAAAUCUCGAAUAAAGAAGACAGCAAACGAUCGCGUAGGAAAACUCAAUACAUAUAACAAUAUAUUUAUUACGGAGUAGUUUCGAAACUUGAUUUGAUCGCGGUGCGCACGCAAAACGGUGAUGAACGAAAUUCCUAGCUUAUUUGUAACUUUAACGAAAAUGAUUGUUAACAAUAAUGGUGAGUAUCAAUAAAACUCUGUAUUACCAACUGCUUG